AAGGAGAGUGGGCUGAUCCAAAUUGGAACUGCCAUCAUCAGUGAUUCAUAAGUGUUGUCGAAUACAAGGUUUCAUGUUACUGUGUAGCCUGUAUGAUCCUCUUCCCCUCUCCGCUUCCGGUCACCGGUUAUCAUCAUCCUCUCUUCAACAAGAUUAGGAGCCUGAAAAGGCGAGAUCAGUAUACACAGAUCUGAAGAUUUGCAGAACUGGUUUAAAAUUGCUGUUUGUAAUAGAUGGCUUGUCAAAUGGGAUCUAUGAAUCUGCAGUGGAGAUUAUCAAUUACAGAGCAUGAAAGCUCUAAAAAACCAUAUACAGCCUUUUCAGCUUCAAGGGUUCAUGGUUGUUGCUGUGAGCCAAUUCUUAGUGGACUAACUUCUAAUGCUGGCGGGAAGUCUUCACAUUUUCCUCAGAGCGGUUUCCUGGGGAGAAAAGCUGUGUGGAAAAUAGCUUUUGCCUUGAACACAGGUGGAGUGCCUGGUAACGGUGAGCAACAAAGUCUCAACGAUACCAGUUCCAGUUUUGGCGGCACUCGAUUGGGUAGGAUACUGUCUGCAGGUGGCAGACAACUUCUAGAUAAGCUGAACUCUGCGAGGAAGAACGUCCCUAUGAAAAUAUUCCUGCUACUUUUGGGUUUCUACACGGCAAACGCACUAGCUACAAUCCUCGGGCAAACUGGUGAUUGGGAUGUUCUGGUUGCUGGUGUUGUGGUGGCUGCCAUUGAGGGAAUUGGUAUGCUACUAUAUCGAAAGCCACCUACAGUGAGGACCGGGAGGUUGCAGUCUUUUCUAUUGAUGUUGAACUACUGGAAAGCAGGCAUAUGCUUGGGACUCUUUGUAGAUGCUUUUAAGUUAGGAAGCUAAGGAAUCAUAAAACCUGUACCUCUUGGCCUCUCUUUGCAAUUUAUUAUUGUAUUUCAUAAAUCUAUGGUAAGCCACAAGUGUGAUGCUACUUUUCAUCUAUUGCUACCUUAGUUCUAUGGUGUGCAUGUAACUGUAAUAUAUGAAUAAUAUAUAUAACGAUUGCUUAAUAUAUUCCUGAAGGAGAAACUGUUGUUCUUCACACCUGAA
This is a messenger RNA of Lotus japonicus, 1067 nucleotides long. Its product is annotated as ycf20-like protein. The record is from RefSeq and is a predicted model, not a curated record. The coding region runs from base 234 to 860 and encodes 208 amino acids. The transcript has 3 exons. Lineage: Eukaryota; Viridiplantae; Streptophyta; Magnoliopsida; Fabales; Fabaceae.